CGAGAGCUUCCGGGCCAACGAGCGCCAUGUCGGACCAGCCAGACGAAGACUCUCUGCGCCCGCUCGACUGGGGCGCCGAGAGACUAGCAGCACAACAGGCUAUCAUGGAGGAAGAGGCCCGCACGAGAGCCGAGACAAGCGGUACCGAUGCACUUGUUCGUCAGACCUUGCUCGAUGUGUCGCAGGAACACAUCCCUCUCGCUUCAGUGCGUCCGAGACCCUCUAGCGACUAUGAAGCGCUCUUCUUGCAAGGAGCCGAGCAACGACGCCAGCUCUGGGCAGCACAAGCUGCAUUCUCGAGCAGGAUGCACAAUGUCGUGCCACCCGAGGUCAGACCAACGGCAGCAGAGACUGUCCAGCCUCUCGGUGGUGCAGAAGAGUCAUCCAGUGAGCUUCAGACAGAGUCUGCCAUCCCAUGGAGACGGCCAAGUCGGACGGAGACGCUAGGUUCUGAACCUAGAGCACCCACCUCGGCAGAUCGGCACAAUCUGUUCACGUCUCCGAGCAGAACUUGGCGUCCGAUCGUCACUGGCGAGGAGCAGAGGCGCGUCUCGAUGAGCAUCGCAGGCGUCACAACGACUGCUCCACGGCCAGGAAGCAAUACUAGCAGCGCGUCUCCCCGGUCCGACAGCGAGUCCAAUUCGAGGGCGCCCGUCUCAUUUGAGGCGAUGCCGAGCACGGCUGAGCUAUCUGCUGUCAUCAGAUCGCUCGGAAAGCCGCCAGCCUCGCCUCCGACUAGCCAUGCAAGCGUGCGGUUCAGCGUGCCCAAAUAUCUCAAGCAAUCGCAGUUUUACUCACAGAUGACCACCGUGGCCCCAUCGAGCACCACGCCACGGAGGCCAGAUUCGCCAGAAGAGAACAUGCCGACGCCAGAGUCAUCAAGUCUCGGCUCACGUCGGUCUGCAGUCAAUCUGGAGCGGUUGACGCGCUAUCCUAACAACCGCCAAUCGAAUAAGAUGAAGAAAGCGUUGCUGGCCAAUUACCUCGCCAAUCUGGCAGAAGGUGCGAGCUCUGACUGGACAAUCAAUCUACCGACUUGUUGGGAUACCGAAGACAAGAGCGGUCUCAUCUCUGUCUCACGCGAUUGUCUCACCGUUAGCUUUGAGGGCUCUGGCAAGAACGGCGACCGAGAUGCUGCUGCGAUAAGAGCCAAUCGCCCGAUCCCGCCUCAGUGUGGCGUGUUCUUUUGGGAAGCACAAAUUGUCAGCAAAGGCCUCUCUGGUUACAUUGGCGUUGGCUUCUCGACGCUGACCGUUUCCCUGUCGCGCCUGCCGGGCUGGGAAGCAGAUUCUUACGGCUAUCAUGGAGAUGACGGCAACGCGUUCUGCUCGCAUGGCUCGGGCAAGAAAUUUGGUCCUCAAUUUACUACUGGCGACGUAAUCGGUUGCGGCAUCGAUUGGGCUUUGGACACAGCCUUCUAUACCAAGAACGGCGUCUUCAUCGGCUACGCUUUUCCAGGCCUUGACGGCCAUCAACUCUACCCCUCGGUCGGCAUGCGAACGCCCGGCGAAGUCGUCAGGGCCAACUUCGGUCAGAUGCCCUUUGUAUUCGAUAUCGAAAGCUAUAUCCGCAAGAGCAAGUCCCAGGUCAACAGCAGCGUCCUAGCUUACACUUUGUCGAGUCUGCCGGAUGCUACGAAGACCAAGCCAAAGACUGAUCGAGAGGUCAUUGAGGAUCUCAUCGCUGCUCACCUGGCGCAUCAAGGCCAUCUUGACACUUUGCGAUCCUUUCAUGAACAGCGCGCUCAUUUGCGCAGCUUCGGUACAAUAUCCGGUCCGCCGGCUUCUGUAGAGAGUGGCAGCGCGCUGCCAAUAUCGACAGACAUCUUGGGCGACGCGCAAAAGCGCAAAGACGUGAGGACUGCGAUUCUACAAGGCGACAUCGAGGCUGCACUGUCUCUCAUCCAGGCGGAGUAUCCGGUCAUCUUCCUCGACGAGUCAACAGGACCAGGCAUCCUGUUCAAGCUUCGAGUCAGACAAUUCAUCGAGACUAUCAUUCGCGCGAAUCUGUCAGAGUCACCCACCGCGGAUGAAGACAUGCUGUCAGAUGACGCAUCAGAAUCUGGCGGCUCGCAGAAUACGGCAAAGCUGGUCACAGCGCCUGCCAAGUCGGCACGUCAGCAGCAAAAGCAGCGUGCUACCAGUCCAGAAACUCCAGCUAAGCUCCUCGACAGCGCACUAGCACAAGGACGCACUUUGCAGGCCGACUAUGGCAGCGAUACACGAAUCGAGACCAUCUCAACCCUGCAAGAAGCUUUCAGCCUGAUCGCUUACAACUCAUUCGAUAGUUUGCCCGAACACCUCACACAGCUUGUCGGCUCAGAAGCUCGUCUUGCGCUCGCGAAGGAGACCAAUUCUGCCAUCUUGCUCUCACAGGGUAUGUGCAAAGAGCCGCCUAUCGAGGCGGUGUACCGACAAGCGUCAGCCUGCAUAAGCCAUGCUGGCUGGGCAGGCUCGGGUCAGGCUGCGCUCAUCGACCCAGCUCAGGAAGUCUUAAGACCGAAUGAUUAG
This is a messenger RNA of Mixia osmundae IAM 14324, 2510 nucleotides long. RefSeq lists its product as uncharacterized. The transcript has 4 exons. Gene Ontology annotation, biological process: cell surface receptor signaling pathway; cytoskeleton organization. Bases 27 to 2510 code for a protein of 827 amino acids. The record is from RefSeq and is a predicted model, not a curated record. Gene Ontology annotation, molecular function: protein binding. Lineage: Eukaryota; Fungi; Basidiomycota; Mixiomycetes; Mixiales; Mixiaceae. Gene Ontology annotation, cellular component: cytoplasm.